Molecule: messenger RNA, 953 nt
Organism: Serpula lacrymans var. lacrymans S7.9
Lineage: Eukaryota; Fungi; Basidiomycota; Agaricomycetes; Boletales; Serpulaceae
Exons: 3
Coding region: 43-759 (238 amino acids)
Biological process (GO): cytoplasmic translation; ribosomal large subunit assembly
Cellular component (GO): ribosome; cytosolic large ribosomal subunit
Molecular function (GO): structural constituent of ribosome; RNA binding
Source: RefSeq, a predicted model, not a curated record
GUAGUAACGACGUCCUCAGCAAUAUCCUCAAGACCGACACCAAUGGCCCGCAGUCGACAACUCGCACCCGGCGUUUCGCGCUUCUCACGUUCCCAAGUUGCGUCUCGCCGUGGUCUGUACAAGGGCCUCAAAAAAUCCAAAGAUUCUAAUGCCGAAGAAACCCCUGCUUUCAAGGAGGUAACAGUUGGUGGAGAGAAGAAUGGUUCUACCCGUCUUGUCCCUACCUCCAAAGCACCUCGAUUCUACCCCGCUGAAGACGUUCGUCAGCCCAAGAAGAGCCGUAAAUCACCAAAGCCCACCAAGCUUCGCUCAUCUAUUACUCCUGGGUCCGUUCUGAUCUUGCUUGCUGGUCGGUUCAGAGGGAAGAGGGUUGUCUUCUUGAAGCAGUUGGAGAGUGGUUUGUUAUUGGUGACUGGUCCAUACAAGAUCAAUGGUGUCCCAUUGCGACGAGUUAACCAGGCCUACGUGAUUGCCACCUCCACCAAAGUUGACCUCGAAGGUUUGAAGGUUGACGCCAAAAUUAACGACGCGUACUUCGCAAAAACCGCUACCAAGGGCUCUGUCUCAGCAGAGGCUGAAUUCUUCUCAGAGGGUAAGCCCAAAGAGAAGGAGCCCUUCCCUGAAGCCAAAUCGGCCGAUCAAAAGGAGUUGGACAAGGCUAUCGUCGCUGCUAUCCAGAAGCAGGAGAACUUGACUAAAUACUUGAAGGCCAGCUUCGGUCUGUCGAAGGGUCAGUUCCCCCAUCAAAUGGCAUUCUAAGGGUAGAUAGCGCUUUGAUGGGUAUGGAUUCUUGGUGUAGAUGAGCGGGAGUUUGGGCGCAGGCCUGCCUAGGAUUUAUGAUAUGCCAUGUUGCACCAUGACUCCACAUUUUUUCGCUACUUAUGCAUAAUGGCCUAUACGAACAUCCCAGGUCUGAAAUUCAUCAUAUUCCUAUGAAACAGCGAAAAAAAAAA